UGAAUAAUUAACAUUAGUGACACUUGUUGAUAUAAAUAAAGAAACAAUAACUUUAUUGAUAAAGUUUGAAUGGAGACUUUUGUUUUGGGCUCUGUCAGCCUGCGGUGUGCCGACACCGCUGCCCCCUGGUGGCGACAGGAGGAACAGCAGAGUAACGUCGCCGCUGCAGACCACGCUGACCCGUGGAUGACCUCAGGGGAAUGGACAGAAAAACCGCGUAAAAACAAAACGAGCCUCGGUCCCGUCCGCUUGGAAGAGAAGGGACAUGUUCUCAUAACCUGUUAGAGGGGCCUGUGCGCGCUGGGGCGGAUGGAUCCAGGAGUUUGGGAGGAGCAGAGAUUCCAGCAGCCUUUUGUCUCUCCUCCUCUCUGCUCCUCCUCUGAAGUGGAUGAAGAAAUGUGGUGCUACCAGAAACCAGGGUUUGAAGCUCUCCUCCUCGCUGAGCUGCAGAGACAGCAGCAGCGCAGCCAGUUCUGUGACACUCUGCUCAAGGCAGAAGGUGUUUCGGUGCCAGCACACAGUUGCGUUCUCUCAGCGAUCAGUCCCCUUGUGUCCUCCUCCACGCCAGUGCCGCCUGCAGGACAGAGUCAUCUCCUGGAGUUUCAGACUCUUGAUGCCUGCACGCUGCUCCGCAUGGUCAGACUGCUGUAUUCCGGAGAGAUGGCAGGGGAGGGGGAGAAGGAGAAGCAAGAGGCUAUUUCCGCUGCAGCCAAUCUGGGCAUCCACGGGCUGGUGGAGGUCACGAGAAGAGAUCAUAAAAGCAGAGACGAGGAAGGAGGAGGCCGACAUGUGGAGGUGGGCGUUCAGACAGAGCCGAUGAUGGUGGAGGAUAACAAGAGGAAGCGGGUCAAGUGGAGGAGAGAGGUGAGGGAUGGGUGCACUUUGCUGUGGAAGGAGACACAGUCAUAUAGUGAGAAAGACAUGUGGACACAGACAGAGGAGGUGCAGGGAAGCACAGCUCCUUCUACUCACUCUGCAACCUCCAUUGAAACCGUUGACAUGGCUGCUCUCCAGAAUGCAGAACAGACAGACUCCCAAAUUCUCCCCUCUCAAAUUCCCCACAUUCCCAUAUCCCUCCUCUACCUGCCAGAAAACCAACCUUCCUCUGCAUCUGCGUCCAUGCAAGACUCCACAGCAGCUGAACCCACAUCUGGUGCUGUUGCGGUGCCGCCGUACAGCUCCGUCCCCCUGUCUCUCCAGCCUUUCUCCACCCUGUGUGCCACUGAUCUUAAGAGAUGGUGCACUGCCACUCAAGUAGCAGCCAGAGAUGCCACAGAGGGCGAGGAGUGGCAGGACGAGCAGUUAAAGCGUUUCCAAGGCAACAUCCCAGGAUUCAUAAACUCCUUCCUCAACCCAGACAAAGAGGAGGGCUCCCGCAGGGGGCGAGCGGGGCGGAGGCGUGGGGCAGGGGUGGGGAGGCCAAGGAGAGCCAGGGCAGCUGAGAGACGAGCGGGGAGACCACGAGGCAGCACAGGAGGGAGAUGGAGGGGACGGUUAACGCAGACAGUGGACGUGCAGCGGGUCGGGGUGAGCAAGGUGCAGAAGCUGUUCCUGCAGAGGUGGGGGAGGAGGUCAACGAGGACGGGUCAGGGUGGAGGAGCUGCAGGCAGGAAGUUGUACCUGAAGACAAGAGCGUUUCUGAGGUCGGCCGAGAGCUAUCGCAGAAGUAGAAGUCGCGGCAAAGUGUUGGAGUUCAGUCAGAGUGAAGAGAUGCUGCCACACAGUCAGGCAGGAGGAGGAGUUUCCACACAGCUUGGACAGAGGACCCCAAUGCAAAAGUUUAAACAGGACGGGCUGCCUGGCAGCGGGACUCGGAGCUCGAGGGCCAAGUCAACAACAUCUUUUACUCCCGUUCACUUCUGCAACAUUGACACCUUAUCCAGCCCCCACCUCCAGCCUUCUCCGUUUCCUGUCCUGCAGUCUCCUGCAGCCUCCUACAUGCCUCCAGCUUCAUCCCUCCUCCACACCACCUGCCUCCCUGCUCCGGAGCCGCCACCCCACGAAGAGCAGCCGGAGCAAAUCAAUUGUCUCCUGGAGGAAGUGAUGAUGGGACUCGACAUUUUACCAAAGAGCAGCAGUGUUCGUGGUUCACGGCGUCCUCGACCAACCAGGGGCAGCAGCUGUACCUACGUCUCCUCUGGGAAUAGUUUGGCCCAAAACAAACAACAGGUCUGCACCACUGGCCUCCUGGAAGCUUUUCAUGGGUCUGCGCAAGUUGCCGCUGUGACAAGUGAAGCCAGCCCUUCCUCUUCUGCACAAGGUGAGGUACCUGUUCUGCAGCAGCAGGGAGAGGGAGAGAUGAACGAUAUGCUGGAACACUUCCUUCAUUCGUUUGAGGAACACGUUGAAAACUGUCGUGCCAGGGAAGAGGAAGAGACAAAUGGUGAAAUCUCCACUGAGCCGAGCAAGUCUUCCCCAGUCCUGAACAAUCACAGAAAAACUAAGACCAAGACACAAAAUCCCGUCAUACGCCCUCAAACUGAAUCCCAUCAGGGUGAGGAAGCUGAAACACCUCCUAGUCGUUCACAGCCACACAAGGCCUCAGCUCAUAGUCCCGCUCCCCUAGAAAGUGCUGAGGAAACUUCAGGGAACCACAGAACACAGAGAAAACAAGGAUACAAGAAAAAACAAAAGCAAUAUCUCUUGUCAUUAGAGAAAAGGAGGGUGAGGAGGAAGCCGGUGCCGAUGAGUGAUGCAGAGAUUAAGAUCCUUCACGACCUCAGAGACAGACAGCUCCAGCAGAUUCCUGUGGUGAAACUGGAGUGGAGAGGACCGAUACCAGUGAGAGUAAUGCUGCAGGAAAACAGCUGUCAACGUCUGGAAGUCAAGAGUCCAGCAAAAAGAAAAAUCAGUUCAUCAUCAGAAAAACACCUUCAUGACUCAUCUAAGAAGAAUAAAUCAGAGUUGCAGAGCAGAAAGACUUAUCCCAUCAGGAGUAGGUUUAGGAAAGCAGAUAUCAUGGAUAGUGUGCCCUUGCUCUACAAGCCACUUGUAGACAAACCAACCUCAGCAGGUUCCAGUCGAGGCAGGUCCAAGGAAAACGGACAACAUGUAAGUUUACCUCAUGAUGGGAUUUCAAAACCUGUGGAGCCCUUUGCCACGAAUGAACAACUGGAGGAAAACCAAGAGAGACAUGAGGUAGAGUUGACUGUCAAGCCACAGGAAGGGGAAGAGGAACCUACAAGGAGGGGGAGGAAGAGGAGAGCUGAGCCAGGGGGGGAAACCCGCGUUGACGCCACUGUUGCCAAAAGGAUUUGCUUUGAGCCAAUGACACAGCCGACCUCUGAAACAUGCAUACACAGCUCUGGAUCUGCCAACCUACACUCUGAACAAACAAACACAGGGGCAGAGGAAGUGAUUGAUGUGGAGAGUGUUUCGCUGACUAGUGUAGGAGGCUUUUUGGAUAGGGAAGAAAAAGGAGAAAUCAAAGUCAGUGAAACAGAGGAAGGUUCGAUGUACGAAGUGGCAGAGAGCAGCGCUGAUGAGAUCAUCGAUGUGGAUGGAGACACUGACGGUGGAACCAACCUGGAGAACGAUACAGGCGGCUGCAGAGAAGAGGCGGGAAUAGGCAGAACAUUACCAUUUCUGUCGCACUGUGUUUCACCUCCUUCACCUUCGGCACAGGAGGGCAGCACAGGGUUAACAGGAAGCCGGGAAGAGGAGGACAUCGAUGUGAUUGGGGAUUCCAGCCCCUUACCUGAGCCGGUGAUCAUCAGCUGGACGGAGUCUUCAGACAAGGAGGAUGGAGACGAGGACAUUGACGUUGUUGGAGAAAAGACAGACUACGCCUCAUCAGUGGUCUUCGCUAUUGUGAAUAAAGGUGAGCUUGUAAGUUAGAAAACACAGUGAGGUACCCUCCCAUUAGAAUCUGUGACGUCCAGCCCUGUGCAAAUAGACAGAGGUGUCGUUUUAUUUUCUUAUCGUCUGCUUCUGUUUGUUAUUUCUUACAUUUCUCAGAAAAUAUUUCUGAAUUGUUUUUAUGUAGCUGUGAGUAAAGAGAGUGAAUAGUGAUAGAGAUUAAGACGAACAUGGUUUCAUCAUAAAUAUUUUAUUUGUAACGUCUUAAGCUUUUUCUGUUCUUCAUCUGACAAUCACACGAGGGAUUUUUGUUUUCAUAAGGAAAACUGUGAGCGACUUGUUCGUGGUUUGUUCGGAUUGAAAACCAGAUAAGUUUGGUAAAGACGUAAAGAGAAAGAGUUGCAUCAUUGUGCAUACAAAUGCUGAACUGAUCAACCAAACCAGGACUUUAUCGUUUGUGUGCAGAGAUUUAGUGCGUGCUUGGAUUGUUCUUUCUUUGUACUUUAGCUGUUGUUUUUAUAUAACAAGUUUCAAGCUUGUUGCUUCUAGGUUUGAUAAUUUGUUGCUGUUAAACAAAUAUGUUCAGAAAAGUUUGUUUUAACUGUCGAGUGUUGAAAACAACACAAACCAAACGUGUUUUAUUCGUUGUAAAUAUAACUGUGACUGUAUUCUGUUGUAAAUAUGAUUGAUAAUGUUCACCUGUGUUCUGCUACAGUUUGUAAAUGUUCCAGGAAAACUCUUGUCUUCCUUGUUUUACUGUUAAGUCAUGUUUGACCUCGACCUUUUCAACGAUUUGACCUCGAGUCUCGGACUCUGAUUUCUAAAAUAAAGAUUUAUCUUUUUUUCA
Messenger RNA from Hippoglossus stenolepis (Pacific halibut), 4645 nucleotides. RefSeq lists its product as uncharacterized. NCBI's taxonomy places the organism in Eukaryota, Metazoa, Chordata, Actinopteri, Pleuronectiformes, Pleuronectidae. The record is from RefSeq and is a predicted model, not a curated record. Bases 310 to 3837 code for a protein of 1175 amino acids. Gene Ontology annotation, biological process: positive regulation of transcription elongation by RNA polymerase II. Gene Ontology annotation, molecular function: protein binding. The transcript has 6 exons.